Tarenaya hassleriana is the source of this 1844-nucleotide messenger RNA. RefSeq lists its product as uncharacterized. The transcript has 2 exons. The record is from RefSeq and is a predicted model, not a curated record. The coding region runs from base 577 to 1386 and encodes 269 amino acids. Lineage: Eukaryota; Viridiplantae; Streptophyta; Magnoliopsida; Brassicales; Cleomaceae.
CUCUCUCUCUCUCUCUCUCUCUCUCUCAGAUCGAGUUUGACCUUUCGCCAGCCACCGCCUCCUCUCUCUCUAAAUUAUCCACGCUCUCUCUCGACACCACAUCCUCCUCCUCCUUCUCUCUCUUUACUUGAGCCUUAAGUAGAUCCAUUUCCCCACCCUCUCGCUCUCUCUCUGUCUCUCUCUCUCGUUUCCAUCAAAAAGAAUAAACCCUAAUUUCAGUUUCUCUCUAGCUCUCUCUCUCUCUCUCUAUUGCAAUCAUACACUCCUUCAUCAGAUCUCAGCAUCUCUCUAUCUCUAUCGGCGUCUUUCGAGGAAAAAGCUAAGUUUACUUCCUCCUUGUCCAAACUUUAACUCUGAGUUUCUUCUUCUGGUAAUAGUGGAAGCUUGCAGUCUCCAUGGUGGAGGAGAUGAAGAUUACGAUUCAUCCUCAGGAGAAGCAGAUCGCUCACCUUUCCUAAUGCCUUCCUUCUCCUCCUCCUCCUCCACCGCAGCCGUCACCUGAUCCUCCACCGCCACCGUCCUCGCCGGAGACACGAAUCUCUCCUCCACAACUUACCUAACUUUGUCGACAACAUCAUGAACCCACACUUUCCAAAUUUACCCUCCAUGCCCUCUUCUUCUCACCAUCUCCAUCUUGACCCUGAUGCACCAAUUCUCGACCAGAGCAGUGCGAUCCCACCGCCACCUACGGCGCCGUCGUCAUCCGGCGGAGUCAUCGCCACCAAGAACCCUAAGAAGCGGACAAGAGCAUCAAGAAGAGCACCCACCACCGUUCUUACAACAGACACCACCAAUUUCAGAGCAAUGGUGCAAGAAUUCACGGGAGUUCCCUCUCCGCCGUUCUCCACCGGCCAUUCUUAUUCCUCCCUCCGUCGCUUUGAUAUUUUCCGGCCACCCCCUCCGUCGUCUUCCGGUCACAAUCUUGAUCCUCUCUACAACACUUUUCACCCCACAUCUCAAAAGGUUCAAACUUUUAUCUCUUCAUCAUCGUCAUCAUCUUCAUUGAUGAAUUAUCGCUCCAACAUCGUCGCUUCCAUGGCUUCUCCGGCGAUGAACUUUCAGUCUCUUCCCGAUUUACCCCUCCCCAUGCUUCCUCUAGAAACACAGAACACCCAAGUUCGGACAUUUCAGUCCCUCAUGUCUCACCAACAACAACAUCAAUCGGUUUCGCCUCUUGACGAGCUUAACGCGAUGAAUCUAGGGUCGUUACGACACGACAAAGAUCAAGAACAUGAUCGUGAUCGUCAUCGGUUGAUGACCAGACAGGUUGAUGUCCCGUUGCCGACACCGUUACCGAUGCUGCCGGAGUUUGAUCGCCGGGAAAAGGGAUCAGAGACUUAUAAUACCAAUGUUUCCACUUCUUCAUCUUCGAUCAAAGGUUAUUGAGUAUAUCACAUUCGAAUUUGGCCCGUAAGUGUAUGUACCAAAUGAGCAGGAACGGUCGACACAUGUGUCAUAUAUCCGAUCGGUUUGCCAUCUCCCUUUGUAUUAUACGGUCAUUAAUAAUCUUACUAGUAUAGUUAGUUAUAUCCAAUUCCCGUAAAUAUAUAUAUUUUUUAAAAAGGAUCGGUUACUAUUACUUGCUAUAAUGAUCUGUCACACAUAAAUACAUAAUAUUGAUUUUUUUUUAAUAGCAAAAUUAUAUGUUCUCAAAGUAAUAAUCUAUAUUCUCCGACACAAACGGCAAGUCAAGUAUUACUUAUCAAAGUGGAUCUAAUAUCAAAGAAGUUUGAGUUUCUUCUUGGUUGUACAAAUUAUUAUGGUUUAAGUGAUGUCGUAUUUACUCAAAUUAAUAAUAAGAUUCAUUUGUUUAGAAUUUACUCCCUCCGUUUCAAAAUAAUUGU